CACCAGCUUGCAGCUUCUGCGAGCAUGGCAGGAUCCUCCAGAUGUUCAAUAGGCCCAACCCCCGCCACAACUUGGAGCUCCCAUUAAGCCUUAAGUAGCCCGAGGAGCAUCCUAGGUUUAUUAGAAUCCAUUCCGUCACACGACUAGGGUCGUUGUGCGUCGAAUCCUCUUAACGUCGUUUCUCUCCGUCUUCUAGUUUCCGUUGUCUCUGUUUCUCUCACUCCACACCGCCAUGUAUGGCUUCGCUGUCCCUGCAGUCGUUUCCCUGUUGCUGGCAGCAGUAUCAGCCAAUGAUAACAUCCGUAAACCUAAUUCCACAUACCUUUCCGAAUCUGAUAUCCAAGCCGUUGCACUCAAUGUCUCUUUACAGAAUCCUGAUCCUGAGAACGGGUUCGCGCCUGGGUACAUUUCCAUAGCUCCCUAUGGUCUAAUCCAGCGCGGGCCGUACAUCUAUGAUAGACUCGGCAACCUUACAUGGAGCGGUUACGAUGCAGCAUAUCAAAUGAGCCAUGCCAUGGACCACAAAGCUUGCACCACCUACGACAGCAGCGACCACUUCUGCAUGUGGCGUGGCUCGCAAAACCAAGGAUAUGGCCUCGGUGGAGGCACCAUGAUGAACAGUGGCUAUGAAAUCGUCAGGAUGGUUGCAUGCGCCCACGGCAAGUACGCGGACAUUCACGAGGUCAAUCUUACCAACGGCGGCAAGCAACACGAUGCACACUUCAAUCUCGAAGACUCUACUCCCACCAUCGUCUCACUCUUCGCCAACGCCAGCAACGGCUUCAAUCGAACUGCAACCAAAUCGUCCGGCAUGAUCAUUGCCAUAAAUACUGAUACGAAAGCCGCCACCCUCGUCUUCCAGACUUUUGCCUCCAUUCCCAGUGGCAUUCUCUCAGACUCGCAAGGGAACUCGCGAGUCCUUGACUCUGGCGCAGCUUUCCAUGGCUGGGGCUCCUUUCCCACCGUCUCAGAGACUGACCCCGCUGGUGAGGCUGUCUUGUACGCCACAUUCAGCGCAUACCCCGUUAUGAAGUACCGCGCGUAUACAGCCCCAUGGGUCGCGACUCCAAACGACAAGCCCGCACUCAUCACCCAACCGCAUAUCCAAAACACGUCCACCGCUCUCUGCGCUUAUGUGAAUUGGAACGGCGCGACAGAGGUCCAGUCCUGGCGCUUCUGGGGCAGCACAUCCGUCUCGGGCCCCUUCCACGUACUAGGCAACAUGACGAAGAAGUGCUUCGAGACCCGCUUCGCGCACGCAAACUACGGCUCAUUAAUUUUCGCGGAAGCAGUCGGUGGCGGUGGCGAGAGCUCCGUCAUUCCCGUCGACCUGCUGGGCAGGAACGGAACGACGAUCGUACCGAGUUCAGUGCCGGAAAGCAGUUCGGUAGUGAGCAGCAGCGGUAUUAGGUCGACUGAGCUCACUACAGAGGUGCCCGGGCAGACGGCUGCCACGACAGUGACGACGGCGGAUUCGACAGCGACGGGGCCCGCGCCGGUCGCGACGACAAGCUCUACGGCUGUGCUGGCGCAGGACGCGGGCCCAGUGGGGAAGACGCUUGCGUUAUGUAUAGCUGUUGGAGUGAUGUUUGCGUUUCUUUAGUGAAAACCUUUACAUUCACUCUCUGAAGAGUCGAGAUGGCCCAGGGGUGCCUAACGUAGCUAUCUACGCUCUAAAGACGCACGUCUACACGCUCUGAUGUUAGACAUGCAAGAGAUCUUGUGCACUUUAGCAUGUCGCAUACUUAAGGACUAAUUUACAGCUUACGAACCUUUACAUACACUC
Mytilinidion resinicola is the source of this 1786-nucleotide messenger RNA. RefSeq lists its product as uncharacterized. The coding region runs from base 233 to 1603 and encodes 456 amino acids. The transcript has 5 exons. The record is from RefSeq and is a predicted model, not a curated record. NCBI's taxonomy places the organism in Eukaryota, Fungi, Ascomycota, Dothideomycetes, Mytilinidiales, Mytilinidiaceae.